Volvox carteri f. nagariensis is the source of this 6507-nucleotide messenger RNA. RefSeq lists its product as uncharacterized. Gene Ontology annotation, biological process: protein phosphorylation. Gene Ontology annotation, molecular function: ATP binding; protein kinase activity. The coding region runs from base 1 to 6507 and encodes 2168 amino acids. The transcript is spliced from 17 exons. The record is from RefSeq and is a predicted model, not a curated record. NCBI's taxonomy places the organism in Eukaryota, Viridiplantae, Chlorophyta, Chlorophyceae, Chlamydomonadales, Volvocaceae.
AUGGAGCGCUCUAAGGAGCUUAGCUUUAGUGUCCGAAACAGCGGAGAUGCGGGUCAGUCACCAGGACUUGUGGGGAGCACCCCAGGAUUUGUUGGUGACCUUCAGCUCCUCGCUGGAGAGGAGCUGGAAGCACGGCUGCAGGUCCAUGACCGGAUUGGCGGAGGCUCCAGCGCGCGCGUGUACAGGGGCACCCUGGAUGGCACCUUGCAGGUGGCGGUAAAGGUUCUACACCCUCACGCCGCGCAGCGCGAGUCAAGCCUGCAGGAGUUUUUGCGUGAGGCGCAGGUGCUGGCACGACUUCAGCACAAGCACAUCAUCCGUCUCCACGCCCUGGCGCACCUGCCGCCGAAUUUUGGGGGCCUCCCUACGCGGAGGUUCACCUGGGGUAUCGUGACGGAAUACAUGGAAGGUGGCACGCUUACCAAGCUGGUGCAGGACGCGGCUAAGGUUUACAAGCAGCAACAGCGGAUUAAGCAACAGCUGCUGGCCGCCGCGACGCAGUCUUUGGGUGGGGCUUCCUCGGCAGCUCCGGAGCGCUCCAAUUCCCUUCGCAACCUCCGGCCCAACCUGUCUUUCCUGCGCCGCCGGUCUUUGACGCCCGCCGGCGGCGACACCGUCACGCCGCCAUCUCCGCGCAACCGCGGUGGCGGUGGUGGAGCGGCCUCGCCCGGUGGAGCAGCUGUAUCUGCGGCACGGCUAGACUCGCUGAUCCACGAGAUGCCGACGCUGCCGUAUACUGACCGGGAGGCGUUGCAAUGGUGCAUGGAGUUGGCGCUGUCGCUGCAAUUCCUCCACGCGCAGACGCCCCCUGUCGUGCAUCGCGACGUGAAGACGGACAACGUUCUGAUGGCGCCGUUGCCGCUGCCAUCGCCCACGGCAGCGGCGUCCGGCACCGCCAGCGGCCUGCGCGGUGCCGCCUCCGCCGACACGGGCGCUGCCGCCACGGCGGCGAUGGCAGGCUCGGCCGGGCAGGGUGCAAGCUUCACCGCCGGCGGGAGCGGCUUGUACAGCUCACAUGGCAGUCUAGCACGGCGGGUGCUGUCGGUGCGCGCGGCGGCAGCAGCGGCGGCGGCGGGGACGGAGGGAGGGCCCUCAAGACAAUGCUCCAUCACUACUGCGGUGGUCCGGCCUUGCGGUGGCCGGCCCCUGACCGCGAAGCUGUGUGACUUUGGACUGCAUGUGAUCGGUGUUCAUCGGAAGACCUCAAACCUCAGCCAUGCGGAUUCGUCCGAACACACCGGGGGGCCGGUCCUCAGUCCUGGCCACGUCCUCGCCGCCGUCGCCAGCGUUGGCGGCGGAGGAAGCGGCAGCGGUAGCAGCAGCAUGCGCGCGACGGCAGCGACCGCCACUGCUGGCGGCGGCGGCGGCGGCGGCGGCUCCGGGGGUUCCGCCAUCUUCUCAUCCAGCCCGCCGAAGCCGAUGCCCUUCGCAGGAAAUGCCGCAGCGGCGGCGGCCGCUGCCGCCGCCGCCUUUGGCUCCAACGCCGGUAGCCUGGCUGGUGGCAUCGCGCGGUUGUCCUCCGGGGCCAUGGCCUCCGUUGUCGGGCUGCGAGGCAGCGGCGGCAGCACAUACUGCAGUCCGAAGACCAGCGGCGCUGGCACAGGCCCGGGGCCGUCCAAAUGGUCCGGCGGCAAUGCAGCCGCCGCGCAGCAUGGGCUGUCGGGUUUCGCCGCCACGAGGGCCUCCCUGGACUUUCUGCUCCAGGGCCGGUUGUCGGCGACGGCGGCCGUGGCGGCGGCGUCGCAAUCUGUCGGUUCAACGCACAGCGUCAUGAUUGCUACUGGCGGCGGUGGCUCAGUGCCGGGCAUCACAGGCGACCGCGGCGGCGGCGGUGGUGGCGGCGGCGGCGGCGGUGGCAGCACGGCAUUGCUGAUGCCCACUUCGGUGUCGCAUGCGAUGGCGGCUGGCGGUGGCAUCGAGACUCUGAGCACCGGACAGAUGAUGCUUCAACUGCAUGCUGUCCCACAUCGAUGCCUUCUCUUUGGUUCCGGUACACCAUCCCAGCUCCCAGCUCCGCCAUAUAUGAAGUACUGUUUGUGUCGCGCUCGUGACCUGCGUGUGCCUCACCACCACUUCUCCGCUACCACACCCACACCCACCACACCUGCCAUAAUCGUAACCACCUCAGUGGCCGCAGCGAGUAUAGUGCAUAAUGAUAACCCUACCCUCGGCCAGGGUGCGAGCCAUACCGGCAUGUUGGACCGGGCGUCGCGACUGCGGCCAUCCCACGCCGGGCCUUUAACUGGGGACCUGGGCCUUGGAGGCGGUGGGAUGUCCUUAGAGGCAGCCUUACGGAUCGCCAAUCGCUCGAGCAGUGGACGACCCAGCGCCGCCGCGGCUGCGGCGGCGGUGGCUGCGGCUGUAAGCAACGGCGGAGGCAGCACAUCCGGGACGGAGCCGGGAAUGUACGGCGGCAGCGGCGGCGGCGCUGCCGGUGGCGGCGGUGAACGGGUCGGGGGCAGCAGCGGCGGCGGCGCGGUUCGGGCGCCUCGGCCGAGCGGCGGAUCGCCGGCGACGAGCUCUCGAGGAGGCACUCGACUGCGUAGUAACCCUACGCAGGUUGAAAAGUACUUGGCCAUGAUGGAGGAGGACCUACAGCUGGAUAUCGCCUCGCGAUCCUCCUCUAAAGCCCAGGCCGAAAUGGAACCACUAUCUAGUGCUGCAUCGCGUGCUGGAUUGCAGGCUGCCGCAGCCACCUACUUGCGCAGCGGCGGCCCCAGCGGCGGCGCGGGGUCGAUCGGCAACGGCACUUCCUCGAACCGCAGCCUAUUGUCCGCUGGCCCCAGCCAAAGCAGCAUGCCUGGAACCGCCCACAUGGCCCAGCUGCCACAGCCACAGCUGCAGCAACAGCAACAGGCUGCCCCCCUGCCCCCUGCCAGCGGCAGCCAGCAACACCCCGUACUGCCACCGAAGUCGUCUGUGUCGACGGAUCGACACCAUCAACAGGCAGGGGCUCAUACCAAGGCGGCACACGGCAGCGGCGGCGGCGCCGUCGCUGCCGCUUUCGGGGCCGCGCCGGGUCGGUUGCAAGCCAGCGGCAGUGGUAGCGGCAGCGGCAGCGCGGCUGUGGCGGCGGCGGCGGCGGCGGCCGGCAUUCCUGGGGUGGCCCGCGCCUCUAGCCUAGGGGCCAACAGCCCCAGCAGCCCCAGCAUGCAUGCAGCCAGCACCGCUUCAACGCGCAGCGAGCAGGGGAUGAUUGUGCUGACUGGUGCUAGCUGCUGUGGGUUUGGAGAACAGUCCGCGCCAGCAGCUGGUGGUGCCGCCGUGCCGCAGCCGCUGCCGCCGCAGCCACACCCAGCAGCCGGCGGCGGCAGUGGAGUCGGCGGUUACGCUGCGGCAGGGCUGCGCGGCAUGGUGAUGCUCGCGCGGGGGCCUAACCCCAUGAAGAGCAGCAGUCAACCAGCCCUUUCCGUGUCGUCUUCCGCCAACGCCGGCGGUUUCCCGCACUCAGGCGCACCCUCUCCCGGGCGGGGCCCGAACCCCAUGAAGGCCAGCAGCCAACCAGCCAUGUCCGUGUCGGCAUCCUCCUUAAUAUGCAUGGACGGCGCCAUUCACGGUGUUGCCGCGGCGGCCGCCGCGGCGGUACGACAGCCGCCAUCCUCCCGCCCUGCGCAACCAACUGGUGCUAACAGCGGCCAGGUGCCGGUGCAGCUGCGCGGCGCCAGUGGCGGCGGCGGCGCCGGCUACAGCGCCGUACACUCGCCAUCUCGCGGUCCUAAUCCGGUGAAGAGCAGCAGCCAGCCAGUUAUGUCGGUAGGUGCCAUGGCGGCGAUGGCGGCCUGCGGGGUUUCCAAAAGCCCCGGAUCGGCGGGCCGCGGUCGCGACGCCAGCGGCUCCAGCGUCGCCGCUGUCCCUACAGGACUGGUGCGUACGGCAUCUCACGGCAGCCGCGGCAUGAGCCAUCUCAACACGGCGGCUGUAAGUGUGGCGGUGGCGCCGGCCUCACCCACGGGUAGUGUGCAUGCGAUGGACCUCAGCCCUCCAGUUGCAAGGAUUCGCUCAUCGCGGAUGGGUCAACCUCAGCUCGUCCCGGCAGCGGCGUCGGCGGCGGCCGCGGCGGGAACGGCCGUGACGAAUUCGAUGGGGGCGCCCGGUUUGGCCACAGCCGACGGCGACCUCGUGCAGCCCGGAAUCAGCGCCUCGGCUCUCCUGAGCGGCGGUGGCGGCAGCGCCGCCGCCACAGCCGCACUGGCGGCACGCCGCAAUCGACAGCCGUUAGAGGUGGCAGUACCCGUGGACGCUGGCGGCGGCGGCGCCAUCACCGAUGGCGCUGAGUCGGCGUCGUCCGUCAGUGGCAAGCUGCUGCCGCGGCUCCUGGCGGCGCCAACCGGGUCGUGCGGCGCUAGCGCCGCCGGCGGCGAUGGUGCCGCCAGCGGCUCCGCCGCAGCUUCAAUUAUGGCCGGUCGCCAAUGGGUUGCCACGGUAACCGCCGCAGCGUCGCCCCGAACCCACAGCCCUAGCGGCGGCGGCGGCGGCGGCAGCGGCGGCAGCCACCAGCUCGUAGCAAGCCCUUCCGGCGGCGGCGAUGUCAACAUCUUGCCAAUGCCGCCGCUGAUGCACGCGUCUGGUGUCGUACUUAACCGAGAGCUUCACAAAGUCGUGAAAAGGCUGCGGCCCGACGGCGGCGGUAGCUCCUUCACAGGUUCCGGCAACUCGCCGCUGGGGCUACCGCCCACGGCACCCACGCAUCACGGCAGCGGCGGCGGAGCCGCCGCUGCUGCCGCCCCGGCCACCGGCGGCGAGCCUGGCUCCUUUACGUGCAGUCGCCGCUCAUCCAUAGACUCUCACGCGCUGUCAUACCAAAGUAUCGGCUCCGCUAGGAGCGCGACGGCAACGCUGCAGCACCCCGGCGGUGGCUCUGCUAAUGCCAGUGGCUCGGGAGCCAUCCACGGAGUUGGUGGUGGUGGUGGCGGUGGCGGUGGCGGGCCCGCCGGCCUGUCGAGCCUUUACCGUGAGAAGCUGCUUUGGGGACGCGGCCUACUGCAGGGGACGGGCAGCGCGGGCCAGAGCAGUGCCGGUGCAAUCCCCGGCGGCAGCGGUGGCGGAAAUAUCGCGCACAGCGGCCCUGUGCCGUCGACCGCUCUGACAAGCGAUCCCAACUCCCCCGUCAGCAGCUACGGCCCCGCCGCCGGCUCGGGCAGCCUCCUGGGCCGGACACAAGCUAGCGUGCUUCGGCACCAAUCAGUGGGGCCGAUGGGGUCCCUGAUGGGACCGAUGGCAGGCCUCGGCGGCGGCAGCGGCGCCGCCGUCGCAGCCGCCGCUGCCGCGGCGGGGCCGGCUGUGCCGCGCACGACCAGUGGCGGCGUGUCGGCCAGCGGCAACAGCGGCAGGCAGAGCAGCGCCGGCGAGCGCAGCGCCCGCCAGUCCAGCCUUGUACGGCAAAGCAGCAGUACGCACUCCUGGGGUGACUACGGCACCACCACCGGCGGCGGUGCGGCAACUGCUGCUGCCGUCGCGCAAGUCCUCGGCGGCGCCACCAGCGGCGGCGCAUCACCGUCGCGCGCCAAUACUGGCACUGGUACUAGUCUGCGGGUGCUGGGGCAUGCCGGGCCUGGCGGUGCCAGCGUGGCGGCGGCGGCGGCGGCGGCGGCCGCCGCCGCUGCCGCCGCCGGCAGCCACGCGCCAAGCGCUUUGGCGUCGCCUAUGCUGGCACACGUCACCGGCGCCGGUAGCCAGGCCAGCUCGAUAGCGGCGUCCGGCGGAGCGCAACGAAUGGUUUCGGAGAGCACUCCCAGCAGCACGCUGGGCGGCUGGACGGCACGUGACGAUGUGCCGCCGCAGGGCGAGGCGGCAUAUGCGCUGACGGGCCGUGCCGGUACACUGCUGUACAUGGCGCCGGAGGUCAUUCGCCACGAGCCGUACAACGAAAAGGUGGACGUCUUCAGCUUCGGUGUCGUACUGUAUGAGGUGUUUGGCCGCGUACUGCUGCUUGAGUUGUACAGCAAGGACGAGCUUGAGGCCCUCAGCAGCCGCAUUGCGCAGGGCUUUCGGCACAGCCGUCCCGAUUGCAUGCCGCAAAACAUAUGGGACCUGGUGCAACAGUGCUGGGCGCAGAAUCCUGCCGACCGGCCCACCAUGCCGCUUCUUGUACGGCAAAUGGAACUAGCAUUUGAGGCCAUGGACGAGGCCGAGGCCGCGGCUGCCGUCACGCAUUCGGGCACCCACCGGGCCGGGUCGCUGUUUGGCGACGGCGGCGCGGGCGGCGGCAGCGGCCCCGGUCUGCCGACGGGGUCUGCCAUGGUGACGGGCGGCGGCGCCGGUCCCGGCAGCGCAGGCACCACUACCGGCAAGGACCGGAGCAGUUGCCGCAGCGGGGCCAGCUACAAGAGCCUUCUAUCUCUGGGCUGCGGCAGCGGUCUGCACUCCCCGGGGUCCCGUGGGUCCGCGGCGGCGGCGGCGACUGCCGCUGCUCCCGGCACCGGCAGCGGCGGCAGCCAGGGUCUGGAUGACUCGUUCGGUUCUGGAUCCCGUGGUUGGCCGGAUGAAUGCGCGGAAGGGGUUUGCUAA